This is a messenger RNA of Saccostrea cuccullata (small rock oyster), 2475 nucleotides long. RefSeq lists its product as uncharacterized. Lineage: Eukaryota; Metazoa; Mollusca; Bivalvia; Ostreida; Ostreidae. The record is from RefSeq and is a predicted model, not a curated record. The coding region runs from base 101 to 2134 and encodes 677 amino acids. The transcript is spliced from 2 exons.
GGGUUUUUCCAGUUUUCAGAUAUUUAAUGAUCUUGUUAGGAAUAAGCAGAUUUUUUGUUGUGCAGAUAUACGUGUUUUGAUUCUAUCAUAAUAUACCGGGAUGGAUCAUAUUCCUCGGCUAUCAGAGUCUGUGUAUGUGGGACUAUGUCGUAAACUAGGGAGUCCUACAGAAGUGAGGAUCAGGAGAGAAGUGAUGGAUACUCUGGAGGUUGUAAACAAACCUUUAUACAUCAUGAGGGGUCUUGAUAGAAUACAGAGCGGGAGUAGACGUGAGGGAUUCAGACUGAGGACUUCAGAUGAUGAUUGGAUGUUCUGGCUUCCGGACCACAAAGUUAUAUGUGAUCUCUCUCAGAUCAGUCUCUACCGUAUCCAAGAAAACACUAUGAUUUUGAUGAAUUGUAAUAAUCUUCCACCGGGUUUUACCAGACUUUACCUAAUGAGUCCAUCAAAUAAUGUACAAACCGUUUUCUCCUGUGUAGUAUUAAAUUACAGUGUAUUCAUUUCAAGUGCAUUAUUCAGAAAUAACCAUUUGAUUUACACUAAGAUGAACACAAUCUCUUCUGCUUUCCCUCAUGGACCUUGUUGUACAUUUUCCGUAAGCAAGGGAAUAGAAACUGACCAGGCGUUUUGUUUCCAGUCACAUCACUGGCCUACGUCAGCACUGCCAUGGAUACAGAGAUGUCGACAACAGGGUUGGCCAGCCCAGAAUGUUGUAUCGGAAAUAUUAAGCGGAGGAUUUCAUGUGGUUCCUAUCGGAAGCACUCCUGAUAAUGGACUAGAAUGGAGAAUAUCUUUCUCAAUAGCAGAACAAAAACUUAUUUAUUCAAUGAAUCACUGUCAGUUUUUGUGUUAUGGUCUUCUUAAAAUAUUUCUCAAAGAAGUAAUUAAUUGUCAGACCAGUACACAAAUUAUUUGUUCAUACUUCCUGAAAACUAUUCUAUUUUGGACUAUACAUAAGAAUACUUCUUUGAUUUGGACACCUGAUAACUUAUUGUCUUGUUUCUGGAUAUGCUUUAAAUUAUUGAUAAAUAAUGUACGUACUGGGGAAUGUCCAAACUUUUUUAUUCCACAAAACAACAUGUUUAGAGUGAAAGUCACUGGUUCUGCGCAAACCUCACUGUUCAGUCAGUUGUAUGAUUUGUACGGUAAGGGGAUAUCCUGUUUACUCUUGAGUGAAACAAUCAGACCUUACCUCUGUAGGGCUAUAUUAAACAGAACAUUCAGAGUCUGUACAGACGAGAGCAGUAUUGCAUCUAGCACCUAUUUAGAUGCUGUCUUAUUUAGUGAAUUACCCUUAUUUAAUCUAUGCAUUGAGCGUAUUGAGGAAUUUGUAGUUUACAUAAAACAAAUAGAGAAAAUGAUUAAGGAAGGAUUGUCAUCGUAUCAACCAGUCAUUUUACAAAGUAUCACAUCAAAUGUGUUACGGAACGCUGCUUUGUAUGUGCAAAAAAACAUAUGUCAAAAUGAAAAUUCUAGUAAGGUUUUCUAUCAAGCUAAAAGGGGAUUUAAGAUGCUAAAACAGUCGUGUAAGUUCGGCUGUGUGUCUGAUAUCCUUUAUCUUGCUAUGUACUUCUACAGAACACGUAGAUAUGAAGAUUCACUCAGUUGUUUACAUAAAGCAACGGAAAGAAUGUCAAUGCCAUAUAUAAUGUAUUUGGGUCAUGUCAGACAACAUUUGUACCUAUAUUGCCUAGAAAGGGAUACCCUGGGUAGUAAGAUGAGGAGAGCUCUAGUGAGGGAUAUCAUGCUACAAUUUAAGUACACUUACAUUGAUGAACUAUCGUUAGAGCAGGGGAUCAAUAAGAAGAAUGAAUUUUUGUCAUUAAAGAUCCCACCUUUUGUGAUGUUACACAUGUUGUUUAUACUGAAUCACCACAAACUUGGUAACACAGUCAGGUCACAACAAUCUCUACAGGAUCUACAGACUCUGCUGCUCUAUGAUGACGGGGUUUAUGUACCUCAUGUCUUUAGAGAUAUUUCGUGGCAGAUAUUGGGCAUAUGUCAACAAAUCUGUGGAGACUUUUCGGGAUCUCUCCGGUCUUAUCAAUAUGCCUUACAACAAGAACCAGUAUUUCACAAGAUCCAGGAAGCAACACUGUUACGUAUAGAGAACCUUUCUGAUAGGAUGUUGUAAUUUUUUUUUACAUUCAACAUUGCAUAAUGUUUUUCUAACCUAAUUUUUGUAAAGGACACUGUAAUUUUUUUUUCAUAACUUUUUCAACCAGUUAUAUUAUUUUACAUUAUUUUGUAACACUUGCAUAUUUUACUUUAUAUUUAGUGUUUCAUCACUUAUAUUGUAAGUUAUUUCAUACUACUUAGUUUUCCUGAUUUUUUUGUAUUAAUGCAAAUAUUAAUUUGUUUUAUGAUAUAGUACGCUGUAUACUCAUACUGAUUCAAUGUCCGAUCUUUCCCUUGUAUUCCAUUGUUUAGACAUCUAUUGAGAAAGCAAAAUGUCAUUUGUUCAAUUAUUUAAAA